This is a messenger RNA of Dentiscutata erythropus, 547 nucleotides long. The record is from the annotation of a GenBank genome assembly. Lineage: Eukaryota; Fungi; Glomeromycota; Glomeromycetes; Diversisporales; Gigasporaceae.
AUGGCUACAAAAGUUCGUCCAGUUCCUCCUCCUAAGCCUGCGCGAUUGUCUAUGAGUUCACAAAAGAGGAUCUCCGAAAUAAGUAGUUCUACGAGGUCGUCAACAAUAACUGUAACUGAUAUACCUUUAAGCGAAUCCCCUCCACCAGAACUAUCCGAAGAAUCAUUUAAUAUUGACGAUAGAACUCCCCGCGCUUCCGAAAUUUUCUUACCUUCACCAGAGGGUCGUCAAGCUAGGGCUUUGUACGACUUUGUGGGUGAAGUCUCUUAUAACGAAUUAUCGUUUAAAGCAGGAGAUACUAUUUGUAUAUUAAAAGAACAGCUCUCUGAAGGAUGGUCCUUAGCUGAAAAGGAUGGUAUAACAGGACUAGUUCCAGAAUCAUAUAUUACAUACACGACAGAAUUCACCGAAGUUUUGAAUUCUGAAGUAUUAUCGAGUUCAUUAUCAAGUCAUUCAGAUCGUGAUUCGAUAAAUAUAGGUGGAAAUAAUCAUCAUUCAAAGAACGAAUCCAUAACUGGAUCGAUUUAUGGUUCAUUAAGUGGAUAUG